CCAGAUCAGUGUGUCUACGCGGAGCGGUCCAUAGUCCCGUUUGUAGGAGGUGUUCACGUUUCGUCUGCUAUUGGCACCAUGGAUGGUUCUGCAGAGAACAACAUUAAACAAAAUCAGAUGAAUGCAAGGAUGCAUUCGAGAUACUGUACUCAUGAAUCUAAGGCGAUUGUCUACCCAGACAAGGAGAGCACCUGCAAGUGGGCUUUGGGGAAGCCUGCUUCUGAAUCUCCGCAUCGCCACGUACAGAGGAAACCCUCUCCUAAGGUGUACCCAGACAUCUUGCACCAUGUGGGAAAUACCCCUAUGGUACACAUAAACAGGAUCAAGGCAGAGUAUGGUUUGGAGUGCAACCUGUUGGCCAAGUGUGAGUUCUUCAACCCAGGCGGCAGCGUGAAAGAUCGCAUUGGUCUGCGAAUGAUUGAAGAAGCUGAACAGGAUGGCAUUCUCAGGCCAGGCUCUGUCAUCAUUGAACCAACUUCUGGAAACACAGGCAUAGGCCUGGCAAUGGCAGCAGCCAUUCGUGGCUAUCGCUGCAUCAUCGUGCUUCCGGAGAAGAUGAGCCGCGAGAAGGUGGAUGUGCUGCGUGCGCUGGGUGCGGAGAUUGUGCGCACCCCUACCAGUGCUCGCUAUGAUUCAGCAGAGUCUCACAUCUCAGUUGCUUUUAAGCUCUGCAAAGAGAUCCCAAAUGCUGUUAUCCUCGACCAGCUGCAAUCACCACCUAAGAUGUUGCCUAAGAGUUACUUAGCACUCACAGCCACAAUUCAGCCGAUCUGGGAGUACCGUAACCCAGGCAAUCCACUUGCCCACUACGACUGUACUGCAGAGGAGAUCUUGGAGCAGUGUGAUGGCCACAUUGACAUGGUGGUCAUGGGAGCAGGCACGGGAGGAACCAUCUCGGGUGUUGCAAGAAAGGUCAAGGAGAAAGUGCCGCAUUGCAAGAUUGUUGGUGUGGACCCCCAUGGAUCUAUUUUAGCCUCUGGGGAAGUGAAUGAUCCAGAAGUGAAUUUUUAUGAAGUAGAAGGAAUUGGAUAUGACUUUGUCCCUACUGUCUUGGAUAGGGAGCUUGUUGACAAGUGGUAUAAAUGCGAUGACAAGGGUUCGUUUUUAAUGGCCAGGAAGUUGAUCAAGGAAGAGGGCUUGCUGUGCGGUGGCAGCAGUGGAUCUGCCAUGGCAGCAGCCGUAUUGGCGGCUAAGUCACUGAAGAAGGGCCAGACCUGCGUAGUUAUACUUCCUGAUGGAGUGAGGAACUACAUGACAAAGUUCCUCAGUGACCAAUGGAUGGUGGAAAGAGGAUACCUUGACAUGACAGCAGAAAUGAGUUCCAAGCACUGGUGGUGGAAUGAACCUGUGCGUACUCUACGUCUCAGUACACCAAUGGCAGUUCUACCGACUGUCACGUGCCAAGAAGUCAUCGAACUCAUGGGGAGUGGAAAUGUCGAACAGUUGCCUGUGGUGGAGACUGAUGGCACCUUAAUGGGCAUGGUGUCACUACAAAACAUCAUGUCCAAGCUCUUGGCAAAGGCAGUUGAUGCCCAGUCUGCCAUUUCCAUGGCCACCUCUGAGCAGGUUAGAAAGGUCACCUUAGACACAAGCCUUGGAAAGCUGUCCUCUAUCUUGCAGCAAGCCAAUUGUGCUGUGGUGGUUGCAGAACAGAUGCAAGUUGCAGGGACUACCUCAACGAGGAAAGAAGUUGUCAUAGGCCUUGUGACCAGCCUUGAUCUCCUUCGCUACAUUACAAGAGGAAUGAAGACGAUGCACAAUUCGCUCAAGCAAAAUGGUCAUUAAUGUACUAUAGUGUUAUAUCAAAUGUGCAGCAGACACGAAGCCUGCCCCCACUGUUGCCAAGGGUCCUGUCAGAAACCUGUGUGCCAACUCUUAUGACUCAAUGUUAGUUCACACUACACCGCACCUGUCCUCUCUCUGAACGACCCAAAUGUAUACCUCAAGCGUGUUUAAUAGACUUCACACUUGCUCAAAUGUUCUGCAAUGCCAAAUCGAUACUGUUCUUGCAAAAGCCACUUGGUUAGUUUCUUUUUUCUUUUUUCAUUUUAGUUUGGUUUAGUUAAUGAAUUUCUUUUGAUAAGUUUUUGUUUUAAAUGCUUUAUCUGGCAGAGCAGAGGGGCUAUCAGUAAGGUCUGGGACACUUUUUUUUUCUUUCUUUUUCGAAAAAAAUGGGGGGGGGGGAACAUCCUUUGAUCACCCUGCUGUCUGGUUUCUAAUAACCAUGACAUUUGAGAAAUGCAGUUUAUAUAUACCUCUUUUAAAUGUGGGUGGCAGAUAUCUGCUUUAUUUUGUGAUAUGCUCUAUCAUAUAUACUCUGUCGUAGUAAGAUUGCAGGUUCUUUGUACCAUGUAUUGAGACAGAUGACACCCCUUUGAAGAAGCCCGCAAGACUUUCACGUUUGCAUAUUUGCAUACCGUUUUCCAUUCUUAGUGAAGGUAGAACAUCACUACACUGAUGCAGGAUGGAGUUUAUUAUUGCUGCAAAGUGCAUAAACAUGCACAAAGCUCUUGAUUGCUUUAUAUGCUAGUAUUAAGACUACCAUUCAAUCUACAAAAUUGAGAACAAUUUAGAUGAAGGCAGGAGGCUUUUGAUAUUGGGUACGAAUCAUUUAACCACAGCUCAAAAAGUGAUAUUGUGCAUUCCUUUCUUGUAUUUUCUUAUAUCAUGUAAUUUCUUGGGUAUACAAAUACAUAUUUGUAGCACUUAUCAAUAAAUUGUUACGCACGUGGCAA
This is a messenger RNA of Ornithodoros turicata, 2735 nucleotides long. RefSeq names its product cystathionine beta-synthase-like protein. Bases 79 to 1785 code for a protein of 568 amino acids. The transcript has 14 exons. Gene Ontology annotation, molecular function: cystathionine beta-synthase activity. Gene Ontology annotation, cellular component: cytoplasm. The record is from RefSeq and is a predicted model, not a curated record. Lineage: Eukaryota; Metazoa; Arthropoda; Arachnida; Ixodida; Argasidae.